Messenger RNA from Caenorhabditis bovis, 1887 nucleotides. NCBI's taxonomy places the organism in Eukaryota, Metazoa, Nematoda, Chromadorea, Rhabditida, Rhabditidae. The record is from the annotation of a GenBank genome assembly.
AUGAAAUCGUUGGCAAUUCUGCUCACUGCUGCCUUUUUUGGUAGUGUCGCAAUGAGCGAACAACGUCGGUACUUAAAAAUGUUCGCUGAUGCUGGAAUUGGCAUACAGUGCCCUUCAGGGAAUAAAGUUUACAUCCAUCCGAUCAGUGGUGAUUUGCAACUAUGCAAACAGCAGCUUGGAAUCUACAACGAGACCUCGUGUCCAGGGGGUACUGCGUGUGAACGAUUCCCAAUUUUAAUACCUGGUUUCCAAGAUUACUGCUGCUGGUCGGAAUCGAAUCCAGAAACAGAAUCGUCUAUAGAAGAAGUCCCUCGAAUGUCCAAAUUGAAACCAACAGUCACCGUUGAACCAAUUGACGAAGAAGAGGACAAUGAUGAAGCUGAAGAGGAAAAACCGAAGAAAAAAGUCAACGGAGGAGAUGAUGAGGAUGAUGAAGAUAUUGAAUGGGAAUUUGAGACAACUACUGUAAAGCCUAGACGACCGAAAAAUCGAGGAAAAAUUAUAACAACAACGACACCUGAGCCUAUUGAAGUAACAACAUCCAUCAAACCUCCGGUUUCAAGACUCCCACAAUGUAAUAAUCCACAAGAUACCGUAUUGAUCGAUUACGGUAACCGGUUAAGAGAUUGCUAUUUUCAGCAAUGCAUUCGCGGCUUCAAAUGCGAGUUCAAUCGGGAAAUUCGACGAUUUAUUUGUUGUGGACAAGGUGUCGAUGUUCCGCCCGCCGGACUUCCAGACAUUCCUCCACCUCGACCCCUCAUUCCUCGCCCAUUCCGUCCAGGACCUCGUCCGUUUGGUUUACUCAAUGAUGGGGAUGAUGAGCCAGAAGAUAAAGAUACUAAUCAACCGCCAAGUUCCAAAAGCAAAACUUCUGAUGAUGACGGUUGUAUGUGUAAUAAAAACGCAUGCUCUUGCGGAGGAAACUAUGGAAAUCGUAAUGGCAAUGGAAACGACUAUGAUAGUGAUUAUGAGCCACGUGGAAAUGAAAAAGGCAACGGGAAUCGAAGAAAUCAAAACAAGAAUAAUAAUAAUAACAACUAUGGUUCUUCGAGAAAUUCAUUUGGAAAUGAGUGCGAGCGGAAUUGCCGUCGAAACAACGGAGGACCGGAUUGUGAAAAUGGAUGUCAAAUGGGAAAUAAUGGAGAAUGUUUGGGACCUUAUUGCUCAAGAAAAGGAGGACCACCUUCUUCACCACACCCUCCGAAAAGGGGACCACCGCCGAAAUCUCAACCGCCUCCGCCUAGAACAGGUGGAAACAAUAACAACAAUGUGGGAAGCAACAAUCGGAAUGCUAAUAAUAUUAUCGAUGAUGAUUAUGAAACCGACGAUUGUGAAAACCACGGCUACGGACCAUUACCCCCAAUUCCUGAGCCGAAACCCAUUUGCCAGUUCCGAAAAGUAAAUAACAAAAAGAAUCAAGGCCCUAAACCAAAUAACCGGUCACGACCAAUCUCCAAUUCGGGACCACCUCCACCUCCUAACGGACCACCAAAUCCGAUGCCAAUUGUGAAAAGACCACCAUCUUCAAAUCGACAGGGUCCCCCUCCAAAUAGCAGCAAUAAUAACAAUGGCAAUCAUAAUAGAAAUGGAAAUGCCAAUCACAAAUCGUUCGGAAGUAGAAAGAACUCAAAUGGUCCCAGGAAGACGAUCACCAAUGGUACAAUAAGGAAACAGUCGCCAUCUCGAGAAACGAGGACGGCGAGAGAAUAUCCACCAAAUACAGAAGUAUCUUGGCAAGAAGAAUCUUGUCCGCCAGGUAAAGAAUUUCUCGACGGAUUGACGUCUCCAAAAUGUGUUCCGCCUGGAAUUGACUCCUGUCCAAUGACACAUAAACGGUGCAUUAUGUCGGCGAGAUUUGGCCAUGCCGUAUGUUGUCGCAACGUCUAA